Sphaeramia orbicularis (orbiculate cardinalfish) is the source of this 2975-nucleotide messenger RNA. RefSeq names its product inositol-tetrakisphosphate 1-kinase-like. Gene Ontology annotation, biological process: inositol trisphosphate metabolic process. Gene Ontology annotation, molecular function: magnesium ion binding; inositol-1,3,4-trisphosphate 6-kinase activity; ATP binding. Gene Ontology annotation, cellular component: cytoplasm. The record is from RefSeq and is a predicted model, not a curated record. Bases 82 to 1251 code for a protein of 389 amino acids. NCBI's taxonomy places the organism in Eukaryota, Metazoa, Chordata, Actinopteri, Kurtiformes, Apogonidae. The transcript has 10 exons.
UAUUGGAUGAAAAAUGUUGAGGAAGUCAAGUGACUGUUCCAGUCUGACUGGCCCUCUGGCGGACCGUGGGCGAGGACUACCAUGAGUCUGGAACAUUUCUUAAAAGACACACGGGUUUUUAAAAAGGUGUCAGCUGAACCUUCAGUGGGAGGGUCCAGACGCCCUCCACCCUCCGGCUCCCUCCGCUGUCACUGUGCGGUCGGUGACCCCCAGACUCACUGUCACUAUGUCAGGGCGCAGGGUGGGCUUCUACCUCAGCCUCAAGAAGCGCAGGAGAAUGAACCUGGACGCUUUUGCCAAGUUAUGGACCACGGAGUACAAGUAGUAGAGAUUGACCUCACUCAGUCAUUGGCACCUCAGGGACCAUUCGAUGUCAUCGUCCACAAGCUUUCUGAUGUGAUUGUUGAGGCCGAGCAUGACAACCAAUCACAGCAGCUGCUCGCCAACUUCCAGAGUUAUGUGUCAGCCCAUCCCAGUACAGUUAUUGUGGAUCCCCUUCCUGCCAUGACCCAGCUACUAGACCGCUUUGCCUCUUAUCGGCUCAUGAGCAAACUGCACAACUCCCUCCGAGACUGGCGUAUCUGUAGUCCCCCAUACCUAGAGAUCCACAGCGACACUGACCUACCAUCCAUCCAAGAGGCCGUGAGGAACCAGGACCUCAGUUUCCCCCUCAUUUGUAAAACCAGAGUGGCACAUGGCUCACUUUCCCAUGAGAUGUCUCUGAUCUUCAGUGUAGGGAACCUGGCGGACAUUCAUCCUCCUUGUGUUCUCCAGAGCUUCGUCAACCAUGGAGCUAUUCUGCACAAGGUGUUUGUCAUAGGAGACAAACACUUCUGCGUAGAGCGUCCGUCACUGAAGAACUUCCCCUCAGGACCCUGUGACAGGAAGACCAUUUUUUUCAACAGCCACCAGGUGUCCAAGCCUGAGUCUAGCUCUGACCUCACAGCGCUGGAUGAGAAGAUGCCAUGCCUGCCUCCUCCCAGCUCUGAGGCCAUUGCUGCCCUGGUCAGAGAGCUGAGACUUCAGCUGGGCAUGGCUCUGUUUGGUGUCGAUGUCAUCAUCAACAUCCGCACGCACACCCUCACUGUCAUCGACAUCAACAUCUUCCCAGGAUAUGAGGGAGUGCCUCAGUUUUUCUCCUCGCUGCUCAGUCACAUCCAGUCAGUGUUGAACAAACCAUCUUCUACUGACCUUCAGGACACCGACUCACUGACUACAGGAGGACCUUCUACUACAACAACCAACCUUUGAUGACCUUUGGGGAAAUUGUGCAGUGUUUUAUUUGCUUCUCAGGGCAAACAUGAAGCUCUGACACAAGUAUAUUUGUGACUAAAAUGCUCAUCAGCUGCUUUUAACUUUUAACACUUUAGUUUUAAGAAUCUAUGUAUUUAUAACAGCUCCUAAAGUGAUAUGGAACUGUAUCCCUGCACAUCAUUUAGUGCUGUUCUGAGAGUCAGGAAGCCACACAGACAAGGCAGAAGGAUUUGAUACACUUCUGUUUAUUGAUUGACAGGUAGCAUAGAAGAUACAGCAGGCACAAAAUACAGCACUCUGAUUGGCCAGUAAUAUUACAAAUGGUAUUUUUGUCAACAUUUUUUCCUGUUUGAAAUAUCCUCUAUGCCUUUAUGUCACCCCCCCUCUAUCAGACAUUAAGUACGUCUUUCUUGCUGGUUUGUAAGAUCCAUUUAGUGGAAACAUUUUGCACUUCUCUAAAAAAAAAACAAAAACAAACUACAAUACAUUCAGUAAUUUCAGGUAUUCUCAGGUGAACAAACAUCUCAUCUUUGGGAUAGACAGUAAAGAGCUCGUCAGUGUUGACUGACACAAGUUGACCAGCUAUUUUGCCAGUGUUAAUACAUAAAUGUAAAUCUUGGCUGUGUAGAAAGAGAGGUUGUAUUUGACAUAUGGAUUAUAUCUGAUGCACUUUGAUUACAUAUUAAAAUACAUGAAAUAAAUCAAUAUUUGGCUAAUUAUUGCAUUCAUGUGUGCUGUAGUCUAUAUUGUGUUAUUGCAAUUAACGUGGGCGUCCAGUGGUAACCCUGUUAAUCCUGGACCAAGUGCACAUCCAGUCAGUGUCCUCUUGGGGGCGCUGUUGCCUCAUAUUUCCAAUGACCUUGGCUUACAGACUAUGAUAUUUAAUAUAUACACGAAAGACAUGGGAACAACAGCAAUGAUGUAACACUACUGAAUAAUCAACAUUAUUGUCAGCUGUUACCAAAAGACAACAAAUGGCUUUAGUGUCUCCAUCUUCCCUCGACUCCUCCUUGGCUUGUUAAGAUAAGAGUGCAAAGCUGGCUGACAACCUGAAGUGACACUUUUAGACCUUAUAAGCUCUAAGUACAUCAUGUCUCCGCACACCAGAUACCUAACAUCAAAGAUAACGUAUCUGCGUGCAGCACUUCAGCACUAACCUCUGUGUUUUGUUGUGUUUUUUUGUGUGUGUGUGUCACCCUGGUUCGCCUCAAACAGUCUGGUUUUAACAGUGCGUGAGCCAAAUGAAACACAAUCCUUGUUUCUAUUUCAUCAUCAAAGAAACGCAAAGAAAUCAUGACUUACUCCUGUGUAGAAAUAUCAGUAUACAAGUUGUCGUUAACAGUCAGAACAGCAGGAACAGCUUACACAUACUUAUUGCACAAAAUAUACUGUAUAAUGAAAUACACAGAUUACAGGGAACUUAUUUUCCCAUCGAGAUCACACCAUCAAGGAUGAUACCUUUAGAGAAAAGAAGCACUGAUUGCCACUUCAGACAUUUCAUAGAUGACUAUGGUGUGUGUGUGGUUGGCAAUCUGCAGUCAAAAAUACCACUGAAAUUAAAGUGCUGAAUGCUUUGCAUCCUUUACAACUGUAGUAAAUUCUCCUGUCACUGUACAAACAGCAUUUACAGGUAGUGAAACAUGACAUGAGCGAUGGGGUGUUUCUCUAGAAAAUAACCUCAAAAUGACCUCUUAUUUCCUCAGCUCUACACAAGCUUGGAG